CCCUAGCUGUGUGUGUGUGUGUGCGUGUGUGUGUCUCUCUCUCUCUAUUGUUUGUUCACCAAUUGGCACACAGGAGGAGUGAUUGUCAGGGGAAUGUCUUUGUCUCCUGAGCGCUCAGUGAUACAGAAGCCAAUAUUUAUUGAAUUAUGUUCUGUCUACCUCUCCUGUGAGAAACAAUCAACCAUCUCAUUUCACUCUGAAGGGCCAAACAAAGAGACGUUGAACUUUGCAAACGUACAAAACAUCAUGUUCUGUUCUCUGCAGAGAAAGUAAACCAGGGUCGUGUUCAUUAGUGCACACCGUAGAAAAAGGUUAUGCAACUGAAAGCGAAAACAAACAUUUCCUUUUUUCCCCCACAUAUUUGAAUUCUAUAUUUUUCCAGCUCUGUAGUCAGCCCCAAAAAUGAAAACGAAUGUUUCUGUUUGGUCAGGCUCAGGGUUCCUCUUCCUGUUUCAUUCUGGUGCCUAUUGAAUAUGACCCAAUGUUUCUGUUUGGUCAGGCUCAGGGUUCCUCUUCCUGUUUCAUUCUGGUGCCUAUUGAAUACGACCCAAUGCUUCUGUUUGGUCAGGCUCAGGUUUCCCCUUCCUGUUUCAGUCUGGUGCCUGUUGAAUACGACCCAAUGUUUCUGUUUGGUCAGGCUCAGGUUUCCCCUUCCUGUUUCAGUCUGGUGCCUGUUGAAUACGACCCAAUGUUUCUGUUUGGUCAGGCUCAGGUUUCCCCUUCCUGUUUCAGUCUGGUGCCUGUUGAAUACGACCCAAUGUUUCUGUUUGGUCAGGCUCAGGUUUCCCCUUCCUGUUUCAGUCUGGUGCCUGUUGAAUACGACCCAAUGUUUCUGUUUGGUCAGGCUCAGGUUUCCCCUUCCUGUUUCAGUCUGGUGCCUGUUGAAUACGACCCAAUGUUUCUGUUUGGUCAGGCUCAGGUUUCCCCUUCCUGUUUCAGUCUGGUGCCUGUUGAAUACGACCCAAUGUUUCUGUUUGGUCAGGCUCAGGUUUCCCCUUCCUGUUUCAGUCUGGUGCCUGUUGAAUACGACCCAAUGUUUCUGUUUGGUCAGGCUCAGGUUUCCCCUUCCUGUUUCAGUCUGGUGCCUGUUGAAUACGACCCAAUGUUUCUGUUUGGUCAGGCUCAGGUUUCCCCUUCCUGUUUCAGUCUGGUGCCUGUUGAAUACGACCCAAUGUUUCUGUUUGGUCAGGCUCAGGUUUCCCCUUCCUGUUUCAGUCUGGUGCCUGUUGAAUACGACCCAAUGUUUCUGUUUGGUCAGGCUCAGGUUUCCCCUUCCUGUUUCAGUCUGGUGCCUGUUGAAUACGACCCAAUGUUUCUGUUUGGUCAGGCUCAGGUUUCCCCUUCCUGUUUCAGUCUGGUGCCUGUUGAAUACGACCCAAUGUUUCCGCAACUGGUUAAUCUUUCCUGAAUUGGAUGGCAUUGAAUGAGCACGAAAGCUGAAAAGCUGAACAAUGUCUCCUUUCUCUCAUGGACAUUACUUACCAAUUGACAGAAUACCAGAUUUCUUAGCUAUCAUUUUUGUACAGAUAGUUACAUAGUAUUUACCUACUUAUUUCAAUAAUGAAAAACCCUAUAAAGCAAAGAGUAGCCAUUGUUUUCCUUCACAAAGGCUUGUGUUUAGGAGGCAUGAAAAGCAAAAACAUUUUUAAAUAGGAAAAAUAAUCUUAUUGAAUUCUUACUGGUUAUACCGCCUCUGCUUCACGUUGUUUUCUCACGUUCCAUGCACACUGAACACCACCCAGGACAAGUUUAAAUGUUUAACAGAGCUUAUCAUAUCUAGUAGUCUGUAUCAUAUAAAUGUAUAUUUUAGCACUUCGGGUUUGUGAGAAAGUAUCUUGCAAAUAAAAUGCAUUACCAUCAUCAGCAUCAUUGUCUGUAUUGGUUACGUCA
Oncorhynchus keta (chum salmon) is the source of this 1890-nucleotide messenger RNA. RefSeq lists its product as uncharacterized. The transcript has 9 exons. Bases 413 to 1408 code for a protein of 331 amino acids. The record is from RefSeq and is a predicted model, not a curated record. Lineage: Eukaryota; Metazoa; Chordata; Actinopteri; Salmoniformes; Salmonidae.